Setaria italica (foxtail millet) is the source of this 2095-nucleotide messenger RNA. Its product is annotated as V-type proton ATPase subunit B 2. Gene Ontology annotation, biological process: ATP metabolic process; proton transmembrane transport. The record is from RefSeq and is a predicted model, not a curated record. The coding region runs from base 264 to 1730 and encodes 488 amino acids. Gene Ontology annotation, cellular component: proton-transporting V-type ATPase, V1 domain. The transcript has 15 exons. Gene Ontology annotation, molecular function: ATP binding; proton-transporting ATPase activity, rotational mechanism. NCBI's taxonomy places the organism in Eukaryota, Viridiplantae, Streptophyta, Magnoliopsida, Poales, Poaceae.
GAGCCCGACAACCAAUUUCCUGGAAUCGACUCCAAUCCAGAUCCGCCGCCCACAUCGCGAGAUCCAGGCGUGUCCUUCCACGACAGCACGUCUCCCAUCCCACCGGCCACCCCGAGUCCUCCCUCUCUUCCUCCCCUCGCCCUCGCCCACGUCCACGUCGUUCUCGCGCUGCCGCGGAGUGGAGAUCCCAUCCACCGGGGCGGCCUUGGAUCGAUCUCUUCUUCUCCCCGCGGUGGUUGCUGCUGCUCUAGGUCGCCGGCAGUAUGGGCGUGCCGAAGGAUGGCGCCGAGCUGGAGGAGGGAACCUUGGAGAUUGGCAUGGAGUAUAGGACUGUCUCUGGUGUGGCAGGACCACUGGUUAUCUUGGAGAAAGUAAAGGGCCCUAAGUAUCAGGAGAUUGUGAACAUUCGUUUGGGAGAUGGCACCACUCGUCGUGGUCAAGUCCUGGAAGUCGAUGGCGAAAAGGCUGUUGUGCAGGUCUUUGAAGGUACCUCAGGAAUAGACAACAAGUAUACUACUGUGCAGUUUACUGGCGAGGUCUUGAAAACUCCUGUCUCACUUGAUAUGCUUGGACGCAUCUUUAAUGGUUCUGGGAAACCUAUUGAUAAUGGCCCCCCAAUAUUGCCUGAGGCUUACUUGGAUAUUUCUGGAAGUUCUAUCAACCCCAGUGAGAGAACCUAUCCAGAAGAGAUGAUUCAAACAGGAAUAUCCACCAUUGAUGUGAUGAACUCAAUUGCGCGAGGGCAAAAAAUUCCUCUCUUUUCUGCUGCUGGGCUUCCUCACAAUGAAAUUGCUGCUCAGAUAUGUCGUCAGGCUGGUCUUGUUAAAAGGCUGGAGAGUUCUGGCAAGCACAAGGAGGGUGGUGAUGAAGACAACUUUGCCAUUGUGUUUGCUGCUAUGGGAGUAAACAUGGAAACAGCCCAAUUUUUCAAACGUGACUUUGAAGAAAAUGGUUCUAUGGAAAGGGUCACCCUUUUUCUGAAUCUGGCAAAUGAUCCUACAAUUGAACGUAUCAUCACACCUCGAAUUGCUCUUACAACAGCAGAAUAUCUGGCAUACGAAUGUGGGAAGCAUGUCCUUGUCAUUCUGACAGAUAUGAGCUCUUAUGCAGAUGCUCUUCGUGAGGUCUCAGCAGCACGAGAAGAGGUACCUGGUAGGCGUGGUUAUCCUGGGUACAUGUAUACUGAUCUGGCAACCAUAUAUGAACGAGCUGGGCGUAUUGAAGGAAGAAAAGGCUCAAUUACUCAAAUUCCUAUUCUGACUAUGCCUAAUGAUGAUAUUACGCAUCCGACUCCGGAUCUUACUGGAUACAUUACUGAAGGGCAGAUAUACAUUGAUAGACAGCUCCAUAAUAGACAGAUAUACCCACCCAUCAAUGUUCUGCCAUCUCUCUCACGAUUGAUGAAGAGUGCUAUUGGUGAGGGUAUGACACGCCGAGAUCAUUCAGAUGUGUCCAAUCAGCUUUAUGCCAACUAUGCAAUUGGCAAGGAUGUGCAAGCUAUGAAAGCAGUUGUUGGAGAGGAGGCUCUUUCAUCCGAGGAUCUGCUCUAUCUAGAAUUCCUUGACAAGUUUGAGAGGAAGUUUGUAGCACAAGGCGCAUACGACACCCGAAACAUUUUCCAGUCACUUGACCUGGCAUGGUCUUUGCUUCGCAUAUUCCCUCGGGAACUUCUCCACCGUAUUCCUGCAAAGACCUUGGAUCAAUACUACAGCAGGGAUGCCACCCAUUGAUAUCUUUGUCCAGAACAAGAAAACACAUUUUUCCGAAUCACGGCUUGAAUAAAGAGGAGAGUUCAAAGACUUUGUAUCUUUUUUUGGUUCUAUAUAUAGCUAUCCUAUUCUUUCAGUCUCUGUGCGCAAGUUACCAUUGACAGUGCCUUGUGCACAGGUGGCUCUUGUAAUAUUAUGCCAUGUAUACUUGAAUCCUAUGCUGGAGCUCAUUAGUUGGAUGGAACUGCGUAGAGCACUGUAAAGCCAUAUUGGCUGAAAUGCUCAAUUGUGGUUAUUAUAUUUGUUUCUCACUUUGUAAAUGAAUCAAAUAAUGUCUACGUGAUAUUCCUCUCCUGAUGUAACGAAGCUGAAGUUAUGUUGAUCCU